Messenger RNA from Exaiptasia diaphana, 1995 nucleotides. Its product is annotated as non-structural maintenance of chromosomes element 4 homolog A. Bases 111 to 1199 code for a protein of 362 amino acids. The transcript is spliced from 10 exons. Gene Ontology annotation, biological process: DNA repair. Gene Ontology annotation, cellular component: Smc5-Smc6 complex; nucleus. The record is from RefSeq and is a predicted model, not a curated record. NCBI's taxonomy places the organism in Eukaryota, Metazoa, Cnidaria, Anthozoa, Actiniaria, Aiptasiidae.
CUUUGGCGCGGGAACUUUGGUGUCCAUGUGAGAUUGACAAGUCUUCAGCGUUUUUAUUUGUUAUUCGCUUCGAAUCCUAUAGUUAAAGCAGUAAGAGGUGUGCAAGGACCAUGGCAGACGAUGAUAACGAAGAUCCCAGCCAUUUUAACCCUCACGAAGACCGCGAAAAGCGAAAACAAGUUCGAUAUGAGUACCGCGAGCUGAUCAAUGAAACCGAAAAAAACAGUCUUGAAUUCACGAAGCCAGAAUCCAGGGGUCUGCACAAGGCUUUGGACAGAGCAGAGGAGCUGUUCAGUGACGUAAAGCAAACAAGAGAAGCAGUCUUAGACUCCAAGUUUCUCGUGGUAGCGGCAAAACUGGGCAGAGUUCAAGCACAAAAACUUCAAACACACUUAGUGAAAUUUGAUGCAGAUGUUUUUGCAGAGAAAUUGAUCACAUUAAUGGGAGGCCGAAGUGUUGAACAAGCAGCAGGUCAAGCCAAUAGCAGUGACGAUGAUGAUGAUGACAAUGAUGACGAUAAUACCAGUACAGAUACUGCCGGCCCAUCAAGAAGUAAACGACAAAGAAUCCAAAACUUAGACUGGAAUAAACUAGGCAAAAUGUCAACUCCAAAUUUUAAAAGAACAUCAACUGUGACAUUUAUGUUUGGCCCACUAGCUAUAGCUCCACCUACUAAAAAAACGCCCAAACCAAGAGACCCUAACAAUAAAGAUAAACCUAAAGCAUCUGAUAAAGUAACCCCAAGCCAGUUGGAUAAAAUCGAAAGUAAUGAAGAAGCUACAACAAUAGAGGUUUCAAGAAUAUAUAAAUAUUUGAGGAAGGCAACUGAUCCAGGUGAUGAUGGGGAAUGUAUACCAGUAGAUUUCUUCAAAUUCAUCGUAAAUCCAACCUCCUUUUCGCAAACUAUUGAAAAUAUGUUUCAUCUAGCUUUCCUAAUCAAGGAUGGUCGAGCAAGAAUAGACCUUGAUGAAGACACGGUGCUUCCUCGUAUUGUUCCCUGUGAACCAUUUCAAGAGGGACAGUGUACCAACCCUGUCAUGAAGAAACAAGUCAUGGUAAACUUCAGUUUUGCUGAAUACAAGGAAAUUAUUGAUGUAUUUAAUAUCAAAGAAUCUAUGAUACCCAGUAGGACUACUUUUGGAAGAGGUGGCAGCAGCGGUUUGACAAAUGGUUUCCAUAGGGAUGGAGAUUCUCCAUAGUCUUGACCUCACUGACCUUUCAAGAAGUCAACAAUGGGCCUGUAAAUGAUUCAUGCAAGAGUUUAUGCAAUCAAGAUCAUUUUAGAUUUAGAUCAUAAUUAGAUAAUUAUCUCUAAAUAGCAAACAUAAUACGGAAAAUAAUAUGGAAUUGCUCAAACUCAGAAUAAGUAUGAUAUUAUGAGAUGUUUUGAAUUUGCAGUUUGUUUCAUAGUUUAUUUUUGGUCCAGUCUCCAUUAGAAUUUCUGAAAGGCCAGUUGCAAGAUGUCAUUUUUUAUCUUGUCCAAUAGCAUUUCACAUUUACAUUAUUUACAAAUUGCUUUUGAAUAGUGUGGUAGUUAUAUCCAAAGUUUGUCACAUUCUUGAGUUUUCCAUUCAACGUAAGAGAAAGUUGCACAUCUUGCAAAAACAAUCACGAUUAUUGUAAAUUAUUUUUUUAGAACUUUACCAAGUAGGUUUUUGGAGUUCCUGUGUCAAGUGGACCACAGGUAGCCCAUACUAUACCUUGGCUACCACGAUAGUCAUUGUUCAUAUUAUUGACAGUUGAUUGACAGUUGAGAUAAAACAACAUACUAUGGAAGAUUGCUCUCUGUACAAGAUAUUAAUAUAAGCACACAUAAUAGAGAUAUAGUUGUAUAUUAUAUUCAAAUCAAGAAAUCUCACUAGUUUUAAAAUCAAUUUAUUAAAAAAUGUUCUUGUUCAAGUUAAAAAGAAUUUAUCAAUCCAAAGUAUGAGAUUAUUGUUAUAAAACACAAUCAUUGUAUGUAACGAUUAAGAAAUAAAGCUUUUUUUAAUGGAA